GUGAAAUCCGGACAGGUUGUUAUAGCUACCCAAUCCACAGGGGUCCCCCCCACCCAGCCUUAAACAACCUUAUAUAUAUAACACACAGCCCUUGCAUGUCCCAAAUAACUAUUAAAAGAGUGUCUUGAGCAUUGCAGUUCAGGCAGACUGACUGACUGACUGACUGACUGAGUGACUGUAUCAUCAGAAUUUCCCCCGUGGCAAAAGCCUCUGAUUGGGUCCGAAUGCAAAGCUGCUCUGAACUUUAAAAUUUGCCUCAUGAACGCGCUCAGGAGACGGCUGUAGGAUUAUCGGAGAGAAAUAUCGCUCAUCAUCACCUUGUUUUUUCUCAUUGACAAACGCAGGCGAGCGUGUGUGUCAGUGUAUGCGGGUGUGCGUGUGCGCGUGUCGGUUUAAGCCAAACUUUUUUAAGGAUGAUAUAUCUUGGAUAUUUCCUGUUUCUUUUUUGUGGGCUCACGCGUGUCAUGGCAAGUUACCCGAUAUGGUGGUCUCUAGCAGUGGGCCACCAGUACUCUUCACUGGGUAGCCAGCCCAUACUCUGCAGCUCCAUCCCUGGCCUGGUCCCCAAGCAGCUCCGCUUCUGCCGCAACUAUGUGGAAAUAAUGCCCAGCGUGGCAGAGGGGGUGAAAAUCGGCAUCCAGGAGUGCCAGCACCAGUUCCGCGGACGCAGAUGGAACUGCACUACCAUCAACGAUAACCUGGCCAUCUUCGGACCAGUGCUGGACAAAGCCACUAGAGAAUCGGCAUUCGUCCAUGCAAUUGCCUCCGCCGGGGUGGCGUUUGCUGUGACGCGUGCUUGUGCCGAGGGCUCUGCAACCAUCUGUGGCUGUGACACACGAAGGAAAGGACCACCGGGCGACGGAUGGAAGUGGGGCGGCUGCAGUGAGGAUGUGGAAUUUGGAAGCAUGGUAUCACGUGAGUUCGCUGAUGCCCGUGAGAACCGGCCAGAUGCCCGCUCCGCUAUGAACCGGCACAACAACGAAGCUGGACGAGUGUCAAUCACUGACCACAUGUACCUAAAGUGUAAGUGUCAUGGCCUCUCGGGUAGCUGUGAGGUUAAAACCUGCUGGUGGUCCCAACCUGACUUUCGCAUGAUUGGCGACUACAUGAAGGACAAGUACGACAGCGCAUCAGAAAUGGUGGUGGAGAAGCAUAAGGAAUCAAGAGGCUGGGUCGAGACCUUACGACCAAGGUACACUUUCUUCAAGCCCCCGACCGAAACUGACCUUGUCUACUAUGAAAGCUCACCUAACUUCUGCGAGCCUAACCCAGAGACCGGGUCUUUUGGCACCCGGGAUCGCGUCUGCAACUUGACGUCACACGGUAUCGACGGCUGCGACUUGCUCUGUUGCGGUCGAGGCCACAACACCCGAACUGAGAAACGAAAGGAGAAGUGCCACUGCAUUUUCCACUGGUGCUGCUACGUCAGCUGCCAGGAGUGUACGCGAGUUUACGAUGUCCAUACCUGCAAGUAAGUCUCCAAAACAAGACUGGACCAGAUGUUUGGGGAUGUGAACACCCGAGAGCCUUGAGUUAGAGUUUUUUUUCGUAAGAAGAACACAAACUUCAGAAAUGAGAUGGUGAUGUGAUUCUAGAAAGUUAUUAACAGCCAAAAAGAAAGACCCGUAAAGGCUUUGUUCUUCAUCCUGACCAUUGUAGGACUUGGCAUGCUUCGACAGGACUCUCUAGCUCAGUUCUACAAACGAAAGUCUGAUAUCGGAGGGGCUGGAUCGGAUUCCUGGACUCUCAGGCCCAUGGGACCUUGACCUAUUGUUUCUCCAAGAAAAGAACAGAAAAACUUGUGACGACGAGUAAACUCCAACACAACAAAUGUGACUGGAAUGCCGGAGUUUGCCCACAAGUGCCUCUGAAAUAUGAUAAUAGUAACAUUACUAGCAGUAGCCUUCCUACUAACACCAUUAAAGAAGCUAAAUGUACCAUUUUAAUGCAAAGUGCAUUCCAACGAACCUGAAUACCAGCAAAACACCUGCUUAGCAACUUCCUUUACAGCACAUCUUACACUUCUUGUCGUUUCUGUAUGUAAGACCAAACAUACUGUAUGAACUAAUGUAUUAGGAUGAGUUUAUGGUUACUAACUCUAGGUUAUGAAUGCACUUGUACUUGAGUGAAUGUCUGUGCGUCUGUCAGUGUUUUCCAGAUCUGAUUGUUUUAUUACAUUUAUUAACCUGAAUGAAUGAUCUCGACUAUACAGUAAAUGGAUCAACUCUGACCACAACAGGUUCAGUGUACUGACAUAGAUAAUGAACCCAUCUAAUAUUUAUAUCAAGACCCAAAUAUCUAUUUAAGCUAAAACAAACAAACGUUGGGCAGUUUUAACAAAACUAAAGUGUCAGCACUUCUGUCUUGAAAUGGAGCAUGAUGUUCAUUUGCUUUAUUUGUGUGUGACAGUAUUAUUUCACAGACAUGGAGGUCCAUGACAUUUCAACAUGAACAUACAGGUGUGUUAUGGAGCGAGAACUGUGCCUGUAUUCAGUACCUGCGGGGUCCAAAAUGAACAAUUGCCAAAAGCCCAAAUGGGAGUAAAAAACUGCUUUAGUGACUGCAUUAUAAUUAGGGAACAUUUUUAGGAAUUUGGAAAGUGCACAUAGUUGAAAUGGCAAUGUUGAAAGACAACCUGACCCCGCGAUUACCUCAAAACCCGGUAAUUGUUGCAUACUCCAACUGUUACCUCCAAAUUUUGGUAACUGUAAUUAAUCCAUUGUCAAAAUUUCCAGUAGCAAUGUGGUUAGUGUUACCACAAAUACAGCUGCAAAAGAAGAAGAUCUCUAUACAAAUAAAGACAUUAGCUAUAAGGUAUCUGCAUUGGCUGUAUAUGCAAAAAGUACAUUUUGGACCCUGAGGAGACCAAUUUUUUCCCGUUUUUCUUUCUAAUAACAUUCCAAGUUUGUUUGACAUUUGUAUGUGAAUUCAUGACCAAAAUUAAUUUUUUUCUUAACUUUUCUGACCCAGCUGUACAUUAAAGACAGCAGCAGUGUAGAAAUGUCACUGAACUACCCUCAUUUAGGGCGCGCUCACAUUAUCCCAACCAAACCCUGCCCCGAGCGUGUUUGACCCCCAAAGCCUGGUUUAUUUGACUCGUGUGAUCGCUCUGUACCAUGCCCUGGUGCAGUUUGGUUAAUCCAAAUGCUUGGGUCGGUUAAAGUACAUUGUGAGUGCCGGUUCUGGGGGAGUAGGGAGGGGGCAAUCGGUUGGUUUAAGUAUAAUAUGAGUGCGCCCUUAUAUGCUGCUAACUAAUAACAGGUUAUUUAUACGUGAUUAUAUGCUCGUACGUUUGUGUUUCUCUUUGUGUCCUCUACAUAUGUCCUGAUGUUUGUAUGUAUAUGUGCAUGACUCUUUGUUUUCUUCUUUCUGUGAAAGACACUGUGUGAACAGUUAAGAACUAAAAUGUGAAGUUUUCUACUAAUGGACUUUUUGAUAGAGAGUUUGUAUUCCUUAACCAAAUAGAGAUAUUGUAACUUUUGUGAAUCUUGUUAAAUAAUAGCUUAUAAAAAUGCGAUUUGUCAAAAGUGAUCAUGAGAUGCUUUGAAUAUAGGGUUAUUAAAUGCCACACUGUAUUUUGAAUAAUCUUUCUGAAUUGAAAUCAUAUGUAUGACCGACGUUAUGUAUAUGUGCGGAGUCAUUAUUACAAAAUCAACCCUGACAGUUUUGUGAAUGGUACCUGUUGUCAUGUUUUGGGGUCCAGGUUUAUUUUGCAAUAAUGAAUAGCUGACCAUACAUUAUAUUGUUUGUUACAUGCUACUUGACAAAUAUUGGAAUGUUGAUUUGUAAUUAGUAUAUAUUUUAGUAGAAGUAAGAGUUCAGGCAUGCUAUGAGAGACAUGACCCUUGCGAAAAUUAACCAUGGUUUUUUGGCGUAUUGCUAAAGCAUUUACUGUAAAAAAAAAAUUUUGGUUUUGCAAGUUUAGACUUGUGAUAUGUUGAAAUAACUUAUAAAAACAAGUUGAAAUUGUUUAACUUAAUUUGUUAAGUAACAUUAAAAUCUAUGUUGAUUUGACAUCAUUUUUACAGUGUGGUUUUACAACAGGAACCAUAGUUUACCUAGGAUUUUUAGUAGUACCAUGGUCUUUUUGAUGUAACCAUGUUUUUUGGUUUUAACUGUAGUAAAACCAUGAUUAAUUUUUGUAAGGGUAAACUUCCACAAGAACAUUGAUUGCCAGGUAUAAUGGUCAAACAUGCAGCUUUUAUUAUUUUAAUAAAUCUAAUUAAUCUAAAUACAGCAUUUGACCAAUCAGAAUCAGCUAUUCUGAGAAGCAUGCAGCUAAGUGUUAAAAAAGUAAGACCUAAAUAUCUGCGAAUAUUAUGAUCUCAAUCUUACAUACAGUAUGCUGCAAAAUAUAAACUUAAGUUUUACCACAGGGAAAUGCGAGAAGGCAGAGAGAAAGGCCAGCUUGUAAAAUUCUUUGGCAGAAGUCCUUUUUGUCGAUCUUUCCAUCAAAGAAAUGAAUUCAAGUUUUCUCUUGCCCUGAGAAUCUCACACUGAUUUAAUCUCUCAUCAAUCAGGGAUCAUUUCAAAGCACAUGCCCCAUUGAGCAUUCCACAAAGCUCUUGUUUAUUUAACAUAAUGAUCCUCCGCUAACUACAGAAUCAAUACCUUUUGUUUUUGAACAAACUUCAGCGCAUCUACGCAUCAAAUUUACGCGUCCACGAUACAGUUUGAUUUUUAUUCUAAACAUAAAAUUCCAAAGUUUUGUACAGACGAGUUCUGUGUGUUUAUGGAUGUCUAAAGUCUGAGGAUUUUUCUAUGAUUAUUUAUUUUACUGUAAUGUAUAUAUUAGUAUAUAUUUGCUGACAAAAGAUUAUUACUUGUGAGGAAAAUGUUGUUGUGUUGUAACAGUUUUUUACCUCAUUGUCUGUUGUUGCUGUUUUUUUUCACUGACCACAUGGGAUGCACUGUAUGUCCUGCUUUCUGUUCAUAGGAUGCUAGCUGUUAAUUUUAUAACCGAAUUAAAGAAAAUACAA
Messenger RNA from Paramisgurnus dabryanus, 4979 nucleotides. It is a transcript of the gene wnt3a, whose product is annotated as wingless-type MMTV integration site family, member 3A. The record is from RefSeq and is a predicted model, not a curated record. Gene Ontology annotation, cellular component: extracellular region. Gene Ontology annotation, biological process: canonical Wnt signaling pathway; multicellular organism development; cell fate commitment. Gene Ontology annotation, molecular function: frizzled binding; cytokine activity. Lineage: Eukaryota; Metazoa; Chordata; Actinopteri; Cypriniformes; Cobitidae.